Molecule: messenger RNA, 2355 nt
Organism: Halichondria panicea
Lineage: Eukaryota; Metazoa; Porifera; Demospongiae; Suberitida; Halichondriidae
Product: double-stranded RNA-specific editase 1-like
Exons: 7
Coding region: 152-2221 (689 amino acids)
Biological process (GO): adenosine to inosine editing; RNA processing
Cellular component (GO): cytoplasm; nucleolus
Molecular function (GO): tRNA-specific adenosine deaminase activity; double-stranded RNA binding; double-stranded RNA adenosine deaminase activity
Source: RefSeq, a predicted model, not a curated record
UCUAGUGAAAAUAGGGGAAGGGAUGCCCUUUAUAGAGAAACGAAACAAGGUGAUUUUGGGACGACCUAAAGCAUGCUAAGUGCACAGAGCUAGAUCCAGCUCUGCCAUUGGACACCAUUCAGAUUAACCAAAGGACCACCUCCAGCUGGCUAUGUCUUUGGGUCAAGGAAGCAAUCCACUCUCCACACUUAAUAGCUUCCACCAAACGGUGCAAUAUGAUCUGGUUCAAGAAAGUGGGCCUCCUCACAUGAAGGAGUUUGUGAUGCAAGCUGUCGUGGAGGGUCGAGCUUACCGAGGGACGGGCAAGUCAAAGAAGCUAGCCAAGUAUGCCGCAGCUUCUGAGGCUCUCAAACAAAUGUACAACAUGAAUCUUAGUCUCGGAGUUGGAAAUUCAGAGCCAAGUACUCCGUCAGUGUCUACUGUCGCUGGUCCAGUGCAAGAGACUCCAUCCACUGAUGUGUCUGAAGCAUCGCCCCCUCCGGCAAAGAAGCCACGCCUGUUAGAGACCACCCCCACCCCAGUUGUCAGUGUGAUGCAUCCAGUCAGUCAAUUGAUGCAAACCUAUCCAGGAACUGAGUUCUCCUUCACUGUGCCCAGUGUAUACUAUCCCGGCAGCAGCUUUAACUGUACAGUGACAGUGAGAGGGUGGUGUUUUAAUGGAGUGGGUACGAGCAAGAAGACGGCCAAGCGUGCUGCAGCUGAGGCUGCUCUAGCCUAUCUACAGAACAUUCACACAAUUGGCCACACCCCUCCGAUACCAGCCUCUGAUGCCAGCUCUCAAGACACUGGGGGGCACUCGUCCACUGCUCCAAAAUGUCAAGGUAUACGCACUACCUUAGGCUUUAGGUCAUCCAAACUUAGUUGUCAUCUCUACAAAAGACUCAGCCGACUCCUCCCAAUGCCGGCGGCUAUGUUGGCCAAGAGAGUGAAGCAACUCUCAGAACAGAAGUUCACAGAGCUAGCAGUGCAACUCCCCUCACCCACCCAGAAGGUAUUGGCCACAGUGGUGAUGAUGAAAGGCAGUUCUGGAACGGGAAUGGUCUCGGCAGACGUCGGUGGAGAGGUCGUUGCCUUGGCUACGGGUACAAAGUGCAUCGGUGGUGACCAUUUAAGCAUCACUGGACUUGCCGUUAACGAUUGCCACGCGGAAAUUGUCGCAAGACGAGCUCUAGUAAGAUUCUUCUAUGCUCAACUAAGCCUCCACACUAAAGGACAAAACUCAGCCUCGAUAUUCGAAAAGAAACCAGACGGACGAUUUACGAUACAACCUGGAGUGUCAUUUCACCUGUACAUCAGCUCUACCCCCUGUGGUGAUGCGAGGGUAUUCCCCCUGAGCGAAGCUGAGAGCACGGGAGACACGCAUCCCCACCGCAAGAAUAGGGGUCAAGCGAGGGUCAAGACGGAAGCAGGGGAGGGCACACACCCCACUAGUCAACAGAUUCAGACCUGGGAUGGCAUCGUGGGCGGUGAGCGGCUAGUCACGAUGUCCUGCAGUGACAAAGUGGCUCGUUGGAACCUGCUCGGAGUUCAAGGUGCACUGCUCUCUCUCUAUAUAGAACCCGUCUACCUCAAGUCGAUCACAGUGGGCAAGUAUUACAGCGAGGAACACCUCACGAGGGCGGUCUAUUCUCGAAUAAGCUCUGUCCCUAAUCUACCCGAAUCUUACACCCCCACGCUCCCACUGCUUCUACACACUGGUGAAAUAGCCCAGCGAUCUAAAGACGUUAGUCAAAAAACUCCCGAUAAAAGCUUCAACUGGACUUGGGGCGACAAUAAGGUUGAAGUCGUAAAUGCUCGUACUGGAAAAUUGAAUGAUGAAAUCCCGUCUCGUCUUUGCAAGCAAAUGUUAUACGAGAAGUUCAUCGGCCUCUGGGAUGGUCUAGCCUGCGAGAAGCUCAAGCUGGAGGUGGUCAAGGUUAUUCCCAAUGCAGCUUGUUCUAAGGACACACCCCCUGGCCCCUCCACUUCUAGUAAUGCGAAGAGUGAUGUACUACCGUUUGCGAUUGAUACCAAACCGUCGAUGCCUCCUGGACUGGAUCUGGCAGACUCCAAAGGUUCGAUUUGUUCUUCGCUUAGUCUCUCGAGGGCCUGCAGCUACGGGCAAGUGAAGGCACUGGCAAAAGAUUAUCAGCUGGCAAAGGAAGCAUUUAUCCAGCACUUCAAUGAAUGCUGGAGUGGCUGGGUAAAGAAACCACAGGAACAAAAUGACUUUUAUCUGUAGCUGUAUACAGUCAUUUUGCAUGUGUGCAUAUUAAUAUUUAAAUAUGUUCCCCUUUGUUUGAUAACCUCUUUAUACAGUAACUGACUGUUCAUUUUGUAUGCUUUAUUAAAUAUUUUCUCUUUGUUGUGUGAUAA